GGUCGGAGGAGGUUUCUGGCUCAGAACCUAGGACCUUAGUUCAUCAGGCUGGUCCCGGGUUGCUGGGUGGUGAGCCUGGGGCUUUACUUGGCUUUCCCAAUCCUGGUGGGUCCUGCUUCCCCAGGCACUGACCUGUGGCCUGGACCCACCCUCCACCCCAUGCGCAGUACAGCGGGGGCGGGCAGAGGGCGGGGCUGCUGCCAGAUCUAGUCAGACAGGUGGAGCCGCCGGGGCAGGAGUCUCAAAGAGCCAGGCUCCAGGAGAGGAAGGGCUCUGCGAGAGGAGAGAGGAGAGCGCUGGAGAGGAGAGGCUGGAGAGUCCUGAGCCAGGAUGGAGGCUGUUAUAAACUUGUACCAAGAGAUGAUGAAGCACGCAGAUCCCCGGAUCCAGGGCUACCCUCUGAUGGGGUCCCCCUUGCUAAUGACCUCCAUCCUCCUGACCUACGUGUACUUCGUUCUGUCACUUGGGCCUCGCAUCAUGGCUAAUCGAAAGCCCUUCCAGCUCCGUGGCUUCAUGAUUGUCUACAACUUCUCACUAGUGGCACUCUCCCUCUACAUUGUUUAUGAGUUCCUGAUGUCAGGCUGGCUGAGCACCUAUACCUGGCGCUGUGACCCUGUGGACUAUUCCAACAGCCCUGAGGCACUUAGGAUGGUUCGGGUGGCCUGGCUCUUCCUCUUCUCCAAGUUCAUUGAGCUGAUGGACACAGUGAUCUUUAUUCUCCGAAAGAAAGAUGGGCAGGUGACCUUCCUACAUGUCUUCCAUCACUCUGUGCUUCCCUGGAGCUGGUGGUGGGGGGUAAAGAUUGCCCCGGGAGGAAUGGGCUCUUUCCAUGCCAUGAUAAACUCUUCUGUGCAUGUCAUAAUGUACCUGUACUACGGAUUGUCUGCCAUUGGCCCUGUGGCUCAACCCUAUCUUUGGUGGAAAAAGCACAUGACAGCCAUUCAGCUGAUCCAAUUUGUCCUGGUCUCACUGCACAUCUCCCAGUACUACUUUAUGUCCAGCUGUAACUACCAGCACCCAGUCAUUAUUCACCUCAUCUGGAUGUAUGGCACCAUCUUCUUCAUGCUGUUCUCCAACUUCUGGUAUCACUCUUAUACCAAGGGCAAGCGGCUGCCCCGUGCACUUCAGCAAAAUGGAGCUCCAGGUAUUGCCAAGGUCAAGGCCAACUGAGAAGCAUGGCCUAGAUAGGCGCCCACCUAAGUGCCUCAGGACUGACUGCACCUUGGGCAGCGUCCGUCAGUGCCCUCUCCACCUACACCUGUGACCAAGGCUUAUGUGGCCAGGACUGAGCAGGGGACUGGCCCUCCCCUCCCCACAGCUGCUCUACAGGGACCACGGCUUUGGUUCCUCACCCACUUCCCCCAGCCAGCUCCAGGGAUGUGGCCUCAUUGCUGUCUGCCACUCCAGAGCUGGGGGCUAAAAGGGCUGUACAGUUACUUCCCACUCCCUGCCUUAAACUUGGGAGAGGAGCACUCAGGGCUGGCCCCACAAGGGUCUCGUGGCUUUUUUUCUCACAGAAGAGGUCAGCAAUAAUGUCACUGUGGACCCAGUCUCCCUCCUCCACCCCACACGCUGAAGCAGUAGCUUCUGGGCCAAAGGUCAGGGUGGGCGGGGGCCUGGGAAUACAGCCUGUAGAGGCUGCUUACUCACUUGUGUCUUAAAUUAAAAGUGACAGAGGAAACCA
Molecule: messenger RNA, 1684 nt
Organism: Mandrillus leucophaeus (drill)
Lineage: Eukaryota; Metazoa; Chordata; Mammalia; Primates; Cercopithecidae
Gene: ELOVL1
Product: ELOVL fatty acid elongase 1
Exons: 8
Coding region: 331-1170 (279 amino acids)
Biological process (GO): fatty acid elongation, monounsaturated fatty acid; fatty acid elongation, saturated fatty acid; very long-chain fatty acid biosynthetic process
Cellular component (GO): endoplasmic reticulum; endoplasmic reticulum membrane
Molecular function (GO): fatty acid elongase activity
Source: RefSeq, a predicted model, not a curated record